AUGUGUUGCGCUGGUGUGGAGAGACCAGAAUGAGAAGAGGUUUUGAGGAACAACAUCAAGCCGAACCACACUUUGCUGAAUUCAGCAGGACAGGAGAAGAUAAUGGGAAUCCAAAGCAUUUCUGUUGAUUACGAUGCAAUCAAUCAACGCAACACUUUCUCCAACGGCGACUACAUAAGUGGACGAGUCACCGUCGAUGUUUCAAGUCAAACAAGGAUCCAGUCACUGACUAUCAAGGCAAAGGGGAAAGCUAAGGUCCUCUGGACUGAGCACUAUCACCAGACCACCGUGGUGUAUUAUGAUAAAGAGAAAUACUACUCCCAGGAGCAGCACCUACUGAGGGAGGGGCAGAGUUCUCAUGGGGCUCUAAAUCUUGGACCUGGAAGGCAUGUUUACCCAUUUACAUUCCAGAUCCCCAACAAAGACAUGCCGCCGUCCUUCAAAGGCUGCCAUGGAAAAAUCAGAUACAGACUUUCGGCAAAGCUUAGCAGAUCUAUGGCUGUUUCAAAGAAAGCCAAGACUCUCUUCACCUUCGUCCCAAAGGCAAACACGGCCUAUCCAGAGCUCAUGUCUCCUCAGUACGGUACCAAAGACAAGGAAGUGUCAUUCUUCGCCUCUGGAAACAUUUCCAUGAACAUCUUCACUGAGAGAAUGGGCUACCACCAAGGCGAAGAAGUGCCUGUCAUCGCAGAAAUUGUCAACAGCUCAACACGUGAGGUUGUCCCCAAAUUCUACAUAUACCAGAAGCAGAGCUUUUUUGCUCGAGGGAGGAGGCGGGUUUCCACCAAAGACAUCCUGAAAGAGAAAUGGCAAUGUCCGUUAGGGUCCUCUACUAGAGAGACAGUGACACAAAAGAUGGCCGUUCCUCAAGAGGUCACCCCCUCUAUCCUCAACUGCCGUAUCCUUAAGGUGGAGUACAGGAUCAAGGCAGUCCUGAGUGUCUCAUUGACCAAAGACCCACUCAUCAAACUCCCUCUGAUCGUGCUGCCCAGUGAAGAUGACCGGUCAGAAGAGAAGCUAGCAAAACCAGGAGCAAUGCACUGGCCAGACAAAAACAGCUAUCAUCCCAGCGAUCACUGGCCAGAGAAAAGCAGCUAUCCUCCCAGCGAUCACUGGCCAGAGAAAAGCAGCUAUCAUUCCAGCCAUCACUGACAACGACUACAUUGACCAGACAAAAACAGCCAUCAUUCCAGCCAUCACUGACAACGACUACACUGACUAGACAAAAACAGCUAUCAUUCCAGCCAUCACUGACAACGACUACACUGACUAGACAAAAGCAACAACUUCUGUCUAGAGAGCACAGCAGUGACAUCUGUCUAGAGAGCAGUGACUUCUGUCUAGAGAGCAAUGCCAUUUUGUUACAGACUCAGUUUCCACUAAAAAAUACCAAUGAUGAUUAUGUUGACAUUAUUGUGUACACUAAUCCUAAUGUUAUGUUCUAAGCUGAUAUCUGUGUUGGGCUACUGCUGUGUUGUGUAGAGCUGUGAGGUGCUGUGCUGUGUGGUUCCGUGCCCUGUUCACUGGGGAUUGGGUUCUAGAGGUGUGUGCACGUGUGGUUGGUGUGGACUUUGAGCACACCUGCAGAAGUGUGCCUCUCUCAGGUAAACGCCUGUCUAGCUAUCUUUGAGUAUUAAGGUGUUUCAGGCCCAGCCCCUGUCUAGACUCCCGUGUAAGAACUGUAAGAUGUAAUGUUAAGAGUUUGCCACAUCACAAUAUUUAAUAAAUAUGUAUUUGGUAUUUUUCUUCACUUGA
Messenger RNA from Sardina pilchardus (European sardine), 1755 nucleotides. Its product is annotated as arrestin domain-containing protein 3-like. The coding region runs from base 103 to 1152 and encodes 349 amino acids. Gene Ontology annotation, cellular component: cytoplasm; plasma membrane. The record is from RefSeq and is a predicted model, not a curated record. NCBI's taxonomy places the organism in Eukaryota, Metazoa, Chordata, Actinopteri, Clupeiformes, Clupeidae. The transcript has 6 exons. Gene Ontology annotation, biological process: protein transport.